Myxocyprinus asiaticus (Chinese sucker) is the source of this 6405-nucleotide messenger RNA. Its product is annotated as RAC-gamma serine/threonine-protein kinase. Gene Ontology annotation, molecular function: ATP binding; protein serine/threonine kinase activity. The transcript has 14 exons. Lineage: Eukaryota; Metazoa; Chordata; Actinopteri; Cypriniformes; Catostomidae. The record is from RefSeq and is a predicted model, not a curated record. Gene Ontology annotation, biological process: protein phosphorylation. Bases 717 to 2156 code for a protein of 479 amino acids.
CAGCUCUCGCGAGAUUUCCCUGAGUCUCACCGCACGCGCAGCCUGGAGCGUCUAUGGAGCAGUGAGAGCGAGCGAGAGACGUAGCAACCGAACCUGGCGCGUGCACUGUAGCGGGAGACGCGGGGUGAGAGAGGGAACCGUGUCUGUGACGUCAGGAGCUGUCCUGAAAAUCGUCAACUCGCUAACUCGCUGUGUUGGCGUGCCAGACGCUGAGAGUCGGAGGCAAGGAACUACCGCAGCCUUUUCGCGGUUAGUACCAUCAUACAAUCCCCUUUCGAGACAACACUUUAGUAGUGACCACUUGAGAGCGUUCUCUCUCUGUAGGCGUGGUUCUCCGACUAUUCCGUCCAUCCAUGCUCCAUUCGAGCUUUUAAGGAGGACGCGCACAUACUCAGGGAAGCUGCGAGGCGAGGGAAGCCCAUUGGUCUCCCUACCAACGCCAGGCUGAGUCACUGUCGAGGAGUGGGAAGAUCUAGAGAGGAAGAGAGAGACAGCACCACGGAGAGAGAAAAGCAACGGAAGGAGGGAAAAACUGCUAUACUGUGAGGCAGCCAACGAGUAAAACAACAGUGAGAGAGCAGUGAGGGAGGGAGAGAGAGACUCUGAGGCUGGGAGAGCUGACCCCCCCCCCCAUCCUCUCCUCUCCUCUCCCCCCCCCCUUUACUCCUUCAGGAGCUGGUGCGUACGAGCGGCGAGUGCAGUGUGACUGAGCCAACAUGAGCGAUGUCACCAUCGUUAAAGAAGGCUGGGUGCAGAAGAGGGGUGAAUAUAUUAAGAAUUGGAGACCUCGCUACUUCCUCCUGAAAACUGAUGGAUCAUUUAUCGGAUACAAGGAGAAGCCACAAGAUGCAGAUCUACCCUACCCUCUCAAUAACUUCUCGGUUGCAAAAUGCCAGUUGAUGAAAACAGAACGACCAAAGCCGAACACUUUUAUUAUUAGAUGUCUACAGUGGACUACAGUCAUAGAGAGGACCUUCCAUGUGGACACGCCAGAAGAGAGGGAUGAGUGGGCAGAGGCGAUCCAGAUGGUGGCAGACAAACUCCAAAGACAGGAAGAGGAACGUAUCCAGUGUAGUCCCACCUCACAGAUAGACAACAUGGGAGAGGAGGAGAUGGACACAUCUAUCAGUCACCACAAACGCAAGACAAUGAACGACUUUGACUACUUAAAAUUACUGGGAAAAGGCACUUUUGGUAAAGUCAUUCUUGUAAGGGAGAAGGCCAGCGGGAAAUAUUAUGCAAUGAAAAUUUUAAAGAAAGAGGUUAUUAUAGCAAAGGAUGAAGUGGCCCACACGCUCACAGAGAGCCGAGUACUGAAAAACACAAGACACCCGUUUUUAACCUCUUUGAAGUAUUCAUUCCAAACAAAAGACCGCCUGUGCUUUGUGAUGGAAUAUGUCAAUGGAGGAGAGCUGUUUUUCCAUUUGUCGAGAGAACGGGUGUUCUCGGAGGACCGCACACGCUUCUACGGCGCCGAGAUCGUUUCCGCCCUCGACUACCUGCACUCUGCCAAGAUAGUGUACCGGGAUCUCAAGCUGGAGAACUUAAUGCUUGAUAAAGAUGGUCACAUCAAAAUUACAGACUUUGGCCUCUGCAAGGAAGGAAUCACUGAUGCUGCUACCAUGAAGACCUUCUGUGGGACACCAGAGUAUCUGGCACCAGAGGUGCUGGAGGACAAUGAUUACGGACGUGCGGUGGACUGGUGGGGUCUGGGUGUGGUCAUGUAUGAGAUGAUGUGUGGCCGACUGCCUUUUUACAAUCAGGACCAUGAGAAGCUCUUUGAGCUCAUCCUAAUGGAGGACAUCAAGUUCCCCAGGACGCUCUCUGCUGACGCCAAAUCCCUGCUUUCAGGCCUGCUCAUCAAAGAUCCGAACAAGAGACUUGGUGGCGGUCCGGAUGACGCUAAGGAAAUUAUGCGACAUAGUUUCUUUACUGGAAUCGACUGGCAGGAUGUCUAUGAUAAAAAGCUGAUACCUCCUUUCAAGCCUCAGGUGUCGUCAGAGACAGAUACCAGAUAUUUUGAUGAAGAGUUCACAGCUCAGACGAUAACAAUAACCCCUCCUGAAAAAUUUGAUGAAGAUGGGAUGGACUGCAUGGACAACGAGCGACGGCCACACUUUCCCCAGUUCUCCUACUCGGCCAGUGGGAGAGAGUGAACGCCAUGCAGCCGACACUGCCUCAAUCAUCAAGGUGUUACCACUGGAACAAAUUAGGUCUUCAGCUUCUAACAACCCCAGCCAUUUUGACCUUCCAUGUACUAUCUUGGUUCUUUCAUUUGUUUAGAUACACCAAGGGAAACCGUUCUGUUGUAGAGUAAUGGUAAUUUGCACUUUGGGACGGACCGAGGUCCAACCCAUUCAAACGUCCUCGCAGCUCCAGCCUAAAGGUUGGGUUCUGAUGAGAGAACUUUUGUUGUUUGUUAGGAGUUUAUUUUGUUUUGUUUUUUUUUUUGUCUUUUUGUGUCUCUCUUUGAGAUUGAGAUGUUGCUUCACAUUCCUUAUACAUUGGGAACUGGUAUCAAGAUGUUCAUCAGAACCUUUUUUCAGUCACUUCAGAUGAUAAAAUAUAACUGCAUAGCUUAAAAUUCACAUUGGUUUUAUGAUUACAUCUCUCGGUACACUUUACAAUAAUCGAAGCGGAACAAUGACUACUACAUAAAAUCUCUCCUAUCUCAGCUGCUUUUGUUGGUACUGUUUUUAAGGUUCGCUUUCUGUUGUAUAAAGUCAGAACUGCCAUAUACAGUUUACUCAGGCUUCACAGAGAACGUCUGUGUUUGACUCGGUCAUAAGGACUAGCUCUACCCACACACUCCUCAAUCAUUCCACAACUCAGUAUUCCUCAGUAUAAAGACCUGUGAACCUGAGCUAUGCAGCAUUAAAACACCACUAACAAUUACAUACAUUAUUUAUAAAUGUUAUGUUCUCUAAUUUGAGAAUGUACUGUCUGCUUUUUCUUUCAAAUGUUUGUAUCCAUGUGAAAGGCUUUAUUUCUGACAUAUCAUUCUCUAAGAAGCAGUUUUCUGCCAUUACAUUGGAAAUGUAAUGGCACAUUUGGCUCAUUUGGAAUACUUUAUGCAGCGUUACUGGGCAAUGAUACAAUAUUCACAGUUUAAGGGAAGCACUCCUAAUACGCACCGAUGUUCAGAUUCUUCUUUCACAACAAACCUAAUUUCCGAAAAGCCAAAUCUGCUUUAAAAUAAUUUGUAAGAAACCCCUUCCACCCAUUGCUCAAUAGUGCAAUCGCAAAGUGGAAAAAGAAAAUGAAAAAGCCAGCAAUAAUGGAGCGAAUGGCAGGGGAAGCACUAUUAUGUUGUUUUAUAAUAAGAAAAAAUGUGACUUAAAACAUUUAAUUUAUUUGUUCUUUUGUUUGUCCUUGCGUUCAUUAAGAAUGCUUUCUAAGUCUCCUUUUUGCGGAAAUGAUAAAAAUGCACCUAAAAGGCUUACGAAUGUAGAUGGGUCAAUGCAAAAGCCUUAGUUUGUUUUUGUUUUGAUAAAAUUGACCAGCUUUCUUUUAUGCUAGUGUAGUAUUGUUCUCUUUUCCCUACAAAGGAGUUUCAUAACCCUCCUCAACAUUGUAAGCAGUCUGAGUAUUGUUGAAAUAUUUUGGUCGUCUUUCCAACAAUGAAAGGGCUGUAAAAAAAAAAAAAAAAAAAAAAAAUGACACUCCCAGCAACAAACUAAAUGAAUACCUACAGCUGUCAUCUGGCAAUAGGCUACUGUAUGUUCAAGACUGUAACAUUAGCAUGGCAGUGAGCAAGCCACACUCACUAUUGUGCUUUGCUUUAUGGCAUAUCAUUUGAUUUCAUGACAACAUUGGAACAGAAUGCCACACAUUCUUGCUGUUGCUUCAAGAGGCAGGACUGUAAACACAGUGAAUGAGAUGUCAAUGUUAAAAUUUUGCGUUUGCGACUGUUACAUGCUGUUUCCCAAUACUUUCUAAUGCUUCGCUUCAUCUAACAUGUGAAAUAUAUGUUCACAUUCCUUUCUACAACACUAUAUUUGUCCGCAAAUCAAAUAUAUCCAGGUGGUGGCAUCACAGAUCAGUAUACCAAUCAGAUAUUAGCAUAAAAAAAUCCUUAGAUAAACAUUUAAAUACUAGGAUAUCUAUUUGAAUUAUGAGCGGCAAAUGUUUUUGAUCGCAGACUGAGGAUUUAACACCAUUUGAUGAUGCUUGAUGAAAAUAGUGAAAAUAGAGGGAGGCAAUGUAAUAUAUGGAUAUAGAGGAUUCCAAUUCAGUAAUAAUUCUAUAUAUGCAGAACAUUUCUUGAUCUCUCAAUAGUAUUUGGCAAUAAAACUUAUGUUUGUUUCCUGAGUGCAGAGAUGGUUCUUGUGCAUGUUGCUAUUGCUUUUGGUUUGAGUACCUGUUAAAGUCCAGGCUGUGUGUACUGGUGGCUAUAUUUUUUUUUCUCGCACUGGUCUCUAGUGAUUUGGGCAGGAAUGGCAAAAACUACUUCAAUUUAUAUUUGGCAUUACACAAGGAAGUUUAGCCAAGAUUGAAAGCUCCAUUAUAGGGUUAGUGUGAGCACAUUUAUAUUGAGCUGGGAUGAUAAUGACGAAGGGAUAUAAUGAAAGAGGAAGGAGUGUUUGGUUAAAUUAUCUGGAUGGUGUUUGAGAUUUAAACGUGUAUAUAUGAAAUGGAAGUGUUGGAUUUCGUUCUGUAGUUCAUCUGUAGUCAGUUACAGUGGGACAACUGGUUUCUUGCAUGUUUGUUAAGGACUGUUGUGGAUCUGAUUAUGGUUGGUUAAAGAAUGAUUCAGAAAGUUUCUUUUAAUAUCCCUUUUGCUGAACGCCCGGAUAUAAUUUAGCUUUCCACCAAAAACCCUAAUGCCUGCAUUGAUUGUCAGAAUUGUGAACUGUCUACAAGUGUAAUGUGAGAUGCCGUAGCAUGGUACUGUUACUCUAUUGCCAGAUUUAUUCAGUCCCCAAAAUAGUCCAGCUUAAGGAUGUUCCUGCAUUCAAACUGUGAUGUCUCACCCAAUAAUGUUCUCUGACUACACGGUGGUACUGCAAGCAGAUUAGCUGUUUAUGUCAUGCUCUGUCUUCCACCAUGUACACAUUUUCCUUUAGAUCAUUCUUUAUCCAUUCCAUUGCUUCUUUUUUUUUUUUUUUUUUUACGAGAAAGUUAAUGCAACUUCCUGAUUUUAUUUAAUAGGCGUAUACUGCUGAAUGUGUUAUUUUUAAAUGCUGUUCAAUUCAAUUUGUUUUUUUUUUUAUUUAUUUAUUAGUGAAUAACUUGAAUAUUUGUCAACUUUUUUGUUUCGAUCUUAUUUUACAUCUGGUUAGGUAACUUUGAAAUUAGGAAUACGUGGACUUUUUUUUUUUUUUUUUUUUGUGAUUGUAUGGACACAUUGGGUUCAUCCAUUUCAUUAACUUAAAUAUGCACAAAUGAGUCCUGAGCUUUUCCUCAAAACACUGAGAGGCAGAGAAAUGUUCAUAGGGAUGGUACCUUGCAUGUUAAAGACUAUUAUUUGUAAUACAGAAUACCUUAUUUAAAUGGAAGAAAGGGCCUUUGGCUUUGGCCAAAUCAAUCAUACACUUUUGUAAUUCCAUAUUUUAACACUCGGCUUUGUAUCUGCCUGUAGUAGCACUUUCAUACCCAUUGCCCUUUUAUAUAGCUCAGCAAAAAGAAAACAGGUCCCUGCUUUAGAAAAAAAAUGAAUAAAGAAAAUAUUUGAAAGCACAGAUUUGCCCUUCAUGGACCUCAUGCUAUUUUAAGUAAUUUUGGUAUGUUAAGGUGUGGGUGUAGACCAGGAGGCAAAACCUGGCAACACAGUGACUAACUUUUCCCAAAUGCUCUUGUAUUGUAGAAAAGCUGAGCUGUACCAGUGUCACCACUUCAAAAGUUUUAAAGGGAAAAUUUCACAUGGGGUGGGGGGGAUACUGAACUAGUGUGAGGAUGGGACUCAUCCCUCCUAAAUGCACACUGCUGCUACUGUUUGUGCUGUCUACAACAGAAUUUCUCUAUAUCGCGCUCCUUUUAGUGUAUUAUGAAUGAGCAUGAAUUGCAAAGUAUUUAUUUAAAAACAAAAAAGACAAAUCUUAAAAAAAAAAAAAACAUUAAUUUUAUGUCCAUGUAGCUUUAGAGUUUGUGACAUUUCUUGACCUUGCUAGCUCUGUCAUUAGAUCCAUUUUAAGGACUAGUCAUGUGGUUAAGAAUUUUACACAGAAGGGAUUAACACAGAAAACAAACAAAAAAGAACAAAUGUAUUAUGGUCCAUAAUAUAAAAUGUAAAAAGAGGUUAUUUCCUUGACCACACGGCCCACAAGGAGGCGAAAAGCUGAUCUGCAAGAAAACUGUUUUUGUACACUGUACAUCCUAGUAUUUUUACACGUAAAUGUAUAUGAUAGGGAUGCACAUUAUUUUCCUUCUUACAGACUGCUUAAAUAAAGCACUAUGUCAAUCUGC